Molecule: messenger RNA, 1278 nt
Organism: Daldinia decipiens
Lineage: Eukaryota; Fungi; Ascomycota; Sordariomycetes; Xylariales; Hypoxylaceae
Exons: 2
Coding region: 663-935 (90 amino acids)
Source: RefSeq, a predicted model, not a curated record
AUCGGCUAGUCCCUAAAUGGUGUCAAAAACUGACCGAGCCAUGCAAGUUUCGUACUACGGAAUACAUGAUUUGAGAAUAACGUUACCUUGCGGAACAUGUUAGGAAUGUUUAAGCUACGUUGUUGCAUCGAAGACAUGGCGUAAACAUGGAUUAUGUUGGUGGUUCAUGGACACGUGAGCCAACAAAUGCUGCGAAUUCGACCAUUUUAAUAUACUUGUUCUACCCAGGAAAGAGCUACAAUCACUCCCAAGGCGACUUUGAACGAAUGGGACGCAAGAUCACGUAGUAACCGAUGAUAAAUGAGGUGCAUGGCUUAAUACCAAAACAGCAAAGAUCUGUCGUUGUUGGUCCGGGAUACGUGAUGUCAGGAAACAAAUAGCCGUGCUGCCGGGUGCGUCAACUCCACCAACCUACAUAAGGGAGGUCGGUAAGGCUCAGCGAUGUAUGUGAGGAGCAUCGGACCGUAUACAAUCCAGACUUAUCCCGAUGUGUAUGGCCCAAGUUUUCCAAAGAUUCAUUUAAUGUCAACAACCUGUUAAACACGAUUCUAUAUAUAGGUGUCUAUCACUUUCCUGUAUAUAACACAGCAUCAUCCCCUCAAUAGCUGAUCGCCCAGUGUUCUCUAUAUUAUAACUUGAACAAUCACUUCCAAUAAUCCAGAAUGCGUCUAUUAGCUAUCCUUCUAGCCGGCCUGGCUGCCGUUGCAUUGGCAGCACCCGUUGAGGCUCCUACCGAGUUGAGCGAGCGUCAGUACAGACCCACGUACAAGGUGCACGCAGCACUGGAGGGCAAAGUGGCCGAUGCGGAAAAGCGCCAAUAUAGGCCUACGUAUAAAGUUCACAAGGCGCUCGAAGGGAAGGAGACCAUCGAUAAACGUCAAUACAGACCUACUUACAAGGUUCACGCAGAACUUGAGGGGAAGGAGACCGAGUAAAUGGAGUGGGCUUGCAAUAAGUGACCCCUCAACUCAUGGAUCACAAAUUGCGACAACGACGACACGGUGGCAUUAUUUGGUAUUAUAACAAACCCAACCAUUAUAUUAACAAGCCCACAAUUGCUAAACUGGAUAUAUUUGACAUAAAUGGAACCAAGAGAGCGUAAUAAGAAAAAGUAGGAAACAAGAUAUCGCCCCUAAAAUCCGCAUAUUCGGAUAUGUAUUGCUAGAAGACAUAAAUAUUUUAGUACUCGGCUAAAUACCUCGAUAUUCUCAUAUAUAACCCUAGUAGGCUCUGGCAGCAUGUGCGAAUUAAUAAAUUAAUAACAUUUGACUAUGAGAA